This is a messenger RNA of Periconia digitata, 1722 nucleotides long. The record is from the annotation of a GenBank genome assembly. NCBI's taxonomy places the organism in Eukaryota, Fungi, Ascomycota, Dothideomycetes, Pleosporales, Periconiaceae.
CUAUCAACCACCAAAUCUUCAGGAGAUUGUGUACAUGGCAUUCACAUAGAAAAGGAAUAUCAGAUAAUUAUGAUACGACGGAGCUUGAUACGAGCAAGAGGACCUUUGAGUUCAUUAAAAGGAGGAAACCGAGUGCCCCCUCAGUCUUUUGCAAAAACAAGGAGAUUCUCAACAGCAAAUGCACCUCCGCCAGCUACAUCAGGAACCCAAUCUCAAGCAUCUAUGCUUGCUACCAUAACAACCGAUCUGGACAGGAUUGCGCCCAGGUUCGAGGUACAACCCGAGCAAAUCGAAAUUCUUCGAACCCCUUCCGAGUUCUAUGAGACACUCAAGGAAAAAAUUUCCAAAGCCCAGUCUCGCAUAUAUCUCAGUACACUAUACAUCGGCAAAACAGAACACGAGCUAAUCUCCACGAUCCGCACGGCACUUCAACACAACCCUAAUCUUCAUGUCUCCUUCCUCACAGAUGCCCUUCGCGGCACACGCGAGACUCCUGCAGCAUCAUCUGCGUCGCUUCUGGCACCACUCAUCUCCGAAUUUGGUUCAGACCGGGUCGAAAUCCGUAUGUUCCAUACACCCAACCUAACCGGAUUGCGAAAGAAAGUUAUCCCCAAACGAAUCAAUGAAGGUUGGGGACUUCAACACAUGAAAUUGUAUGGCGUCGACGACGAGAUCAUCAUGUCCGGAGCGAAUCUUUCCAGCGACUACUUCACCAACCGACAGGACCGAUACCAUUUGUUCCGCUCCAAAGAGCUGGCCGACUACUUCAGCAAAAUCCACAGCGGCGUAUGUGAUCUCAGCUUUAACAUAUCCCCAGCUCCCGACACCGAAGCCGGAUACACAAUGACUUGGCCAACAACGAACCAAGGCCUAUCCCCCCUUACCUCCCCUUCCUCGUUCAAAAAAUCCGCCUCGAAACAUCUCUCCCAUCUCCUAACCCCCUCCAACUCCCCACCAUCAGCGACAUCUUCUACGUCAACGACAACAACAAUUUACCCCAUCCUCUCCCUCGUCCCCUUACUCUCAACCUCGACCGAACUCCCAGCCCUGACCCACAUCCUACAAUCCCUCUCCCGCGCACCGCUGCACCCCAGCACAUGGACCUUUACCGCAGGCUACUUCAACAUGACACCCUCCUUCCGCCGCCUUCUUCUCAGCACGCGCCCAGCAUCCGGGACCGUACUCACCGCGCACCCACAUGCCAACGGCUUCUUCGGCUCCAAAGGCGUCAGCGGCAUGCUACCAGACGCGUACACGCACCUAGCUAAAAUGUUCCUACGACGCGUGCGGUACGAGGGCCUGUCCGAUUCUGUGCAGUUGCGGGAGUGGAAGAAGGGCAUGGUUGGCGAGGAGGGCGGAUGGACAUAUCACGCCAAGGGGCUGUGGGUUACUUUCCCUCCUUCCUCUUCUUCUUCGUCGUCGUCGGAUCAGCAGAAAGUUGGCGAGGGGGAAGGAGAGGACCCGAGUCUUACGGUGAUUGGGUCGAGCAAUUAUACGAAACGAUCGUAUGAGCUUGACCUCGAGGCGAAUGUGGUUAUUGCUACUUCGGAUCCAGGCCUUCGAAGGCGUUUGGGUGAGGAGGUUAAGUGGUUGGGCGAGCAUGCGAAACCGGUGGAUGAAAAGGAGUUUGAAAAGCCUGAGAGAAAUGUGAGUAUGAGUGUAAGGUUGAGCAUGUGGAUUGUACGAGUAUUGGGUGGAGCCUUGUAAACAUAAAUGUUCAUU